Messenger RNA from Nematostella vectensis (starlet sea anemone), 815 nucleotides. RefSeq names its product germ cell nuclear acidic protein-like. NCBI's taxonomy places the organism in Eukaryota, Metazoa, Cnidaria, Anthozoa, Actiniaria, Edwardsiidae. The transcript is spliced from 2 exons. The record is from RefSeq and is a predicted model, not a curated record. Bases 1 to 636 code for a protein of 211 amino acids.
AUGAUCAACGGGUCUUGUUUUUAUGAUGAUGAGGACUCUACCCCUGAGGAGCCUGAUGAUGAGGACUCUACCCUUGAGGAGCCUGAUGAUGAGGACUCUACCCCUGAGGACCCUGAUGAUAAGGACUCUACCCCUGAGGAGCCUGAUGAUGAGGACUCUACCCCUGAGGAGCCUGAUGAUGAGGACUCUACCCCUGAGGAGCCUGAUAAUGUGGACUCUACCCCUGAGGAGCCUGAUGAUGAGGACUCUACCCCUGAGGACCCUGAUGAUGAGGACUCUACCCCUGAGGAGCCUGAUGAUGAGGACUCUACCCCUGAGGAGCCUGAUGAUGAGGACUCUACCCCUGAGGAGCCUGAUGAUGUGGACUCUACUUCUGAGGAGCCUGAUGAUGAGGACUCUACCCCUGAGGAGCCUGAUGAUGAGGACUCUACCCCUGAGGAGCCUGAUGAUGUGGACUCUACUUCUGAGGAGCCUGAUGAUGAGGACUCUACCCCUGAGGAGCCUGAUGAUGGUGAUCCUACCCCAGUGGAACUUGAUGCUAGUGCAGAUACGGGUCAUGUGAUCACAAGGAGUGGUCGUACGGUUAGGCCACCUACUCACUUGAAGGACUAUGUUACAGACUUUUCAAUUUUCUAGAAAUGUUAAUUUUCAUAUAGUGUUAUUUUGCAUGCGAAAUGUUAGGUGGGGAGAGAUGUAGUGUGAACUCGCCCUGCAUUAUGGGAGUUGAUAUGCAAGUCCGCACGGCAUUGUGGGUGUUGGUUUGAGAAUUCGUGGAAUGAGUUGGUGUGUAUUAAAGCUUGUUGUUGUGUUUGGAA